Paramuricea clavata is the source of this 1960-nucleotide messenger RNA. The record is from the annotation of a GenBank genome assembly. NCBI's taxonomy places the organism in Eukaryota, Metazoa, Cnidaria, Anthozoa, Malacalcyonacea, Plexauridae.
GCUGGUAGAGGUGACAUAAAACGAACAUUUGAGAAGAACAGAUGCAACGAAUUCACUAGUACUACAAAUAAGGUACGAACUUUGACAUAUACAAAUAAAUCCUAUUGUCACUACAUGCCUUUUUGACAUUUUUAUCGGAACUUUAGUAUAGGUAAAUGAGAUUUCUAAUAUUUUAUGCUGUUAUUGUGAUAUUUUAAAUCGUUUUCACUGCUUGUUUUUGAGAACAAAACGUUGUUUUGUGCGACAAACCAUUGUUUGUCGAAAGAGUUAUUAAUGAAAAUGCAGGAAAAACUGCUUCCAUGUGAGAAUAAUAAUAAUGCUAUUGCGUGUGAUUCCAGUUCGACAAAGUUUACCAACCACUAUUCAACCGGCAUCUGUAUAGUUCUUUUCCAAUAUAGGUUGUGAUAUUUUUCAUGAUAUUGAGUGCUGGUGUAGCUAUACUUAUAAUUAUAGCCAAGUUAUACUCCUAUGCAUGUUGACUAUUCAUGUUAUAGUGUGUGUAUGUAUAUAGGUAAUAGUAUGGUUUUGAGUGCAAUUUGGAAAAAAACAUGUACGAGUGAGUUUUUCAAAGACUAUCGAGUAUUUGAAAAACUCACAAGUGUAUGUUUUUUUCAAAGUGCACGAGAAACCAUACUAUUACUUAUUAAUAAGAUACAUGAAAAAAUUAUGCAGUCACGAUAUUAAGAAAUUAAGAAAUUUGAAAAAUAGAAAAUUAAGAAAAUUUUUAAAAUUAAGAAAUUUGCACUGCAUUUCUUUUUUUGCACUGCAGUAUUUCAUUUUUUGGCACUGUAUUUCAAAAGAAUUGCACUGCUCAUAGUCAAUUAGAAUUGAGAAUUUUUUUCAUGUAUAUUAUUAGCAAACGAAUGAAUAGUACUCGGUACUAAUCGCUAACAAGCACGAGGUCAUUUUUAUCUAUAGGAGAAGAAGAAAAACAAAGCUUACAUGAUGGUGAAGCACAAAGUAAAGGGAAAAAAUAAACGUUCUUUCCGAGAAAAACAGGUGAGAUCAUCAUUCAGGUGAUUAUUACGGGAUCAUCGUACAUGCAUGCAUGUUAUUAUUGUGGCAUUAUAGUCUGGAGGUGUUCUGAAACAGUAGUAUUGUGCAACGAUUUUUGUAUUAUUUCACAAAAUAUAAAUCUGAAGAAUGAUACUGUACAUUUGGACUCCUAAUUAACUCUUUAAUAUUGUACUGGUAACUUUCUCGGCAAUGGAAUCUUUCAGUGAUGUUAGGUAGGCAGUGGCGGAUACUAAGCUGGGCUGGAAGAACCCCCCCCCCCCGCCCGCAAUAAUUUCUAAACGUCUUUGAAAGAUAGCUGAGUAUCGUCAGUGUAACAAAGCUGUAACAAUAAUUUUUCAACUAUGAAUUUAAAAGCAUUGGUAGGCUAAGCCUAUAUAAAUUAGGUAAAAAAGUCUAAAAAACUAAGAUUUCAAGUUACCAAUCGGCCAUCUUAAUUCGCCCCUCCCCCGCAAUAUUUCGCGAAGUGUCCGCCACUGAUGUCAGCCAGUAAAUUACUGAACGUAUUAAACUAAAAUCCAUUGGUAGUGGGUUUGACUACCUGAUGUCGAUAAACUUGCCAUCUGUUGUGGCGUAUUAAAUCUCUUAAUAAAACUCUGACAAUCACUCUAAUCCCCGCAACGAAUAGGCCAGUGAGUUUGUCAAAUCGUUGGUAGAGGAUCCCACAUCUUAAAAACACACGUGUUGUGUUGCAUUGACCUAUCAUGGUUUGCGCCUGAUCUAUCUGAAGAUGUGUUUUUAUCAGUGUGUUUGUUAUAAUUUUCAGAUAGUUCAGUUCAAAUCCGCGACAACAUAAAAUAGUACCUACAUUGAACCCUCAGGUUUAAGAUAUGUGCCAGCUACCUUUUAUCUUUAUGCAUAGUCUGUGGUUUUUACAUGCAUUUCCGUUAUAUAGAUUGCACUACGUGACUCUCUUAUCAAGAAGAAAAGAAAAACGAAAUUUUAG